This is a messenger RNA of Cyphellophora europaea CBS 101466, 1875 nucleotides long. RefSeq lists its product as uncharacterized. The transcript has 3 exons. Gene Ontology annotation, molecular function: N,N-dimethylaniline monooxygenase activity; flavin adenine dinucleotide binding; NADP binding. Lineage: Eukaryota; Fungi; Ascomycota; Eurotiomycetes; Chaetothyriales; Cyphellophoraceae. The coding region runs from base 1 to 1875 and encodes 624 amino acids. The record is from RefSeq and is a predicted model, not a curated record.
AUGUUCGACGUGUUGAUCAUCGGAGCUGGACCUUCAGGACUCUGUGCUGCCAGAACGAUCCUCGAGUGUGAUGAUGGCGGCAUCAACCUUAGACUUAUCGAUGGGAACAAGACUCUCGGCGGCGUCUGGGCCAAAGAGAACUUGUACCCAGGCCUCAACACCAACAAUCUGAGAGGUGGUGUCGACUUCUCCGACUUUCCUAUGGACGACUCUUUUGUCCCUGCUGGCUCCCAUAUUCCGGGAGAGGUGAUGCAUGACUACUUGCAGAAGUAUGCCGCCAAAUGGGACAUUCCCCGACGCAUUGACUACGAAACAUACGUCAAAGAGGUAUCGCGGCUGAGCCCUAACACCGAUGGCUGGAAUGUGCGCGUUCGGAAAGCAGACGGCUCCGAGCAGGAUAUGCAGACCAAGAAGCUCAUCGUUGCCACUGGCAUCACCAACCGGCCCCAUCGUCCUCAAUUACCCGACGUUGCUGAAUUCGGAUGCCCCAUCAUUCACUCUGCUGAACUCGGGAAGCAAUCUGACAGUGUGACAUCUAAAGGCGUUGAGCACGUCGCUGUCCUCGGCGGCGCCAAGUCCGCUUACGACGCCGUCUACCUGGCCGCUUCCAAGGGCAAGAAUGUGCACUGGAUCAUCCGCGCCUCCGGCAAAGGACCUGUGUGGGUGUUCCCGCCAUACACACAAUUAGGACCUAUCAAUGCUUGGCGAGAGCGCCUACCCGUGAGGAGAUUCAUCUCCUGUUUCUCACCCUGGCUCUGGGACGACGGUAUGGGCUGGCUGCGCAACUUCCUGCACCACACAUGGCUGGGCAAGAAGGUGACGCAGGCCUUCUGGGGUGACAUCCACCACGCCACCCUGCGAGACUGCCAGUACGCUAAGGAGAAAGAGCUCAACAUCCUCGAGCCAGAGCAGAGUCCCUUCUGGUACGGAACCGCCUCGGGCGUGUACAACUACCCACCAAACAACGACCUCUACUCCUACAUCCGCUCCGGCGCCGUCACCAUUCACCGCGCCGACAUCACCUCCUUCGCCUCACACAGCAUCACCCUCUCCUCCUCCACCACCCUCCCCGCCGACGCCCUCAUCACCGCCACCGGCUUCUCCGCCCAGCCCGCCAUCACCUUCCACCCCUCCAGCACACACUCCGACCUCGGCCUCCCCUCCAACGACCUCACCCCCUCCCAAACCAAAUUCUGGGCCCACCUCACCACCCUUGCCGACGAGCACAUCGCCUCCAUCUUCCCCCGCCUCGUCCACGGACCCUUCCGCUCCCCGAACUCCACCGAGGUGAAACCCUUCCAUUCGCAACCCGACGCCAACGCCUCCUUCACCCCCUGGCGGCUGUACCGCGGCAUCGCGCCCCCGGGCCCCACGGCCCAGGGCGACCACGAUCUGGUGUUUUUGGGCAUGUUCUCCAACAUCAGCAACACCAUCCGCCUGGAGCUGCAGUGUCUGUGGGCGUGGGCGUACCUGUGUGGCGCGGUGCCGCAUCUCCAUUCCCAUUUCCCCCGGACUCCUGAAGGGGGCCCCCAGCAGCAGCAGUACCAGCAGGAGCAGGAGCAGGAGCAGGAGCAGCGCGUCGAUGACGUGUUUGAGCAAACGGCGCUCUGGAGCCGCUACUGGCAGCUGCGCGCCCCCUACGGGCACGGACGCUACUAUCCGGACGCGGUCUUUGACCAGUUACCCUGCUUUGACGUGUGGCUGGGGGACCUGGGCCUCCGGACUAAGAGGAAGGGUGGGUGGUGUUGGUGGUGGAGGGAGUUGUUUGAGGCGUAUACGCAGGAGGAUUAUCGGGGUGUGGUUGGGGAAUGGAGGGAGGCGCAGCGAGAGCGGGAGCGCGCGGGCCGGGGAAGCGGAGCUACUGCUGCCUUGUGA